CGUGUCAACUAUUUCUGUUACUGCACACGUGUGUGUAGGGAAUUGUGGAAGUGACGUCACGCUCGACAUGUUCCCCACCGGCGAGGGAAAAUUUCCCUGCGUCAGUUGUCCCUACACUCUUGUCGUGGUUACGCGUGUUCGCUGGCUAACGACACCAUUUUAGCAUUUUUAAUGUCGCUUUCUCUCGUAGAUGGAAUGUAUUAUGAUGAAUUAAAGUAAUUCGUUUUGUUAAUAUCGAUGAGUGCCUGCGUAUUUCUUAAUAAAGUUGUUCUUAAACGAAGCAAAUAGCCGGAAAUAAAAAAUCGUUCGUAACUUUUAAACGGUUGAUCAUAAUAAAUAUAUAAACAUGAAAAUAGUAACAUAUGCUCCAGAAGCAUGGAAAUAUUUAAAUGGAAUAUUUUGUAUAUAUAAACCUGCUGGACUUAAAUUAGAAAUGACCAAGAAAAUUUUAUUGACAAAUCUUGUCCAAGAUUUUAAUGAACUGGAAGUACGUCCACCAAGAAAUUAUGUACGAAUAGAAGGAUCAGUUGCAAGUGGAAAAAGUUUAUCAGUUAAAGUGGUCCCAAAUUUAGCUGACCAUCCUCUUGUUGUUGGUCCAAGAUAUCAGAAACAGGACUUUAAUCUUCAGUCAGCAGUACACCAUGGAAAUAACAUAUCAGGAAUAAUGGUUAUGGCAAUCAAUGAUCAAAAUAAACUUUUAGACAAGUUUCGCUAUGGAAAUCACUUGAAAACAUAUCACAUAAAGGGUCAGUUUGGAUAUGCAACUGAGUCAUUUUUUGCAGAUGGAAAAAUAAUAGAAAAAGCUACAUAUGAACACAUAAAACAUUCAGAUAUAGAUCGUGCUGUUUCCUCAGUACAGUGUGCCCAUCAGACUCAUGCAUAUAAGUAUGCAGGAGUUCCAUUAGAGAGUCAAACUGCUUAUGAAUUAGCAAGUCAAGGAAUUAUAAGGCCUGCUGGUAAAUCUGUUGCACUGAUUUAUAAUAUAAGAUGUAUUCAUUUUGACAUACCUAAUUUUACUCUAGAGGUACAUUGUAUUAAUGAGACAGAACUUUACCUAGCACAACUUGUUCAUGAUUUGGGACUUUACUUGAAAUCUUGUGCUGUGUGCGUGCAAUUGCGAAAAAUUCGGCAUGGUCAUUUUACUCUAGAUCAUGCUCUUUUGAGAAAACAUUGGACUUUAGAGCAUAUUUUAAACAAUAUUCAGUUUUGCAGAAGUCUUGUGGACAAAGAUAAGUUGCUUCCUUCCAUGCCAUACUUUGAGAAAUUAGAUGAAUCUGCACCAAAAUCUUUAGUUUCCUUAGAAAUAGAUUAGAAUUGUAAUUUAGUUUAUGCAAAAUAAAUUAUAUUUUAUUA
Centruroides sculpturatus (bark scorpion) is the source of this 1353-nucleotide messenger RNA. RefSeq names its product mitochondrial mRNA pseudouridine synthase Trub2-like. Gene Ontology annotation, molecular function: pseudouridine synthase activity; RNA binding. NCBI's taxonomy places the organism in Eukaryota, Metazoa, Arthropoda, Arachnida, Scorpiones, Buthidae. Gene Ontology annotation, biological process: RNA processing; pseudouridine synthesis. The transcript is spliced from 8 exons. The record is from RefSeq and is a predicted model, not a curated record. Bases 347 to 1312 code for a protein of 321 amino acids.